Molecule: messenger RNA, 1254 nt
Organism: Parathielavia appendiculata
Lineage: Eukaryota; Fungi; Ascomycota; Sordariomycetes; Sordariales; Chaetomiaceae
Product: argininosuccinate synthase
Exons: 16
Coding region: 1-1254 (417 amino acids)
Biological process (GO): L-arginine biosynthetic process; urea cycle
Cellular component (GO): cytoplasm
Molecular function (GO): ATP binding; argininosuccinate synthase activity
Source: RefSeq, a predicted model, not a curated record
AUGUCUUCCGACAAACGAGUUUGCCUCGCCUACUCUGGGGGUCUUGACACAUCCACCAUCCUCAAGUGGCUCAUUCUCGAGGGCUACACCGUCGUCGCGUUCCUCGCCGAUGUUGGCCAGAAUGAGGACUUCGCUGCGGUCGAGAAGAAGGCUCUGGCUCUCGGCGCCGAGCGCAUGGUGAUCGAGAACCUGCAGCAGGAGUUUGUCGAUGAGCUCAUCUUCCGCGCCAUCCAAUGCAACGCGAUCUAUGAGGAUCGCUAUCUUCUUGGAACCAGCCUUGCCCGUCCGGUCAUUGCUCGGGCGCAGGUCCGGGUUGCUCACAAAUACAACUGCAAGAUCCUUAGCCACGGCUGCACGGGCAAGGGUAAUGAGUAUGUUCGCUUCGAACUGGCUUGGAAAGCAUGCGAUCCUAGUCUCCAAAUUAUCGCUCCCUGGAGGAUGCCAUCGUUCUUCAACCGCUUCCAGGGUCGCCAAGACCUCCUGAAGUUCGCUGCUGAGAACAGCAUCCCCGUUUCGUCUACACCCAAGGCUCCUUGGUCUCAAGACGAUAACCUGGCACAUUGCAGCUACGAGAGCGGAAUCCUGGAGAAGCCAGAUAUGCCUGCCCCCAAGAAUGUCUGGACUCGGACGGUUGACCCGCUCGACGCGCCGGAUGUCCCGACCAAGUUCUCCGUGACAUUCAGGGAGGGUGUCCCUGUCAAGCUCGAGGUGGAGGGGGGCGAGACCGUCACCGGUUCGCUCGAGCUCUUCAAGGCUCUCAAUGACAUUGCCGGCCGCAACGGCGUUGGACGGGUAGAUAUUGUCGAGUCUCGUUUCAUCGGGCUCAAGUCGAGGGGCUGCUACGACUCCCCUGCCUUGACUGUGCUCCGCCUCGCACACCUUGACCUUGAAGGCAUGACCCUCGACUCCAGGGUCAGGCAAAUCAUGCACUGGAUCGGAAAUCAAUGGUCUCAAUGCCUCUACAAUGGCAUGUACUUCUCGCCGGAGCGCGAACUUCUCGAAAACUCCAUCAUCUACAGCCAAAAGCACGUCCAUGGCAAGGUUGACAUGAUGGUCUACAAGGGCGCAGCUCACGUCCUUUCCCGGUCUGCGCCUGAGAGCAAUCUGUACAGCGAGGAACAGGCCAGCAUGGACACCCUCGAAGGGUUCAGCCCCGAGGAUGCCAGUGGCUUCAUCGCGAUCCAGGCGAUCCGCCUGGAGAAGUAUGGUGCAGCCAAGAUCCAGCAGGGUGAACCCCUCGCUCGGGGAGCAUAG